CUCGCUCGUUUAGCCCGCACCGUCGUACGAACGGAGAGCAAUCCGGAAAAAGAGAGCAGCAUGUGGCUUGUUUUGCUCGGAGUGCUCUUGGCUUUGCUGGUCAUCAAAAUCUCUCAGAUCAGUCAGUUUUGGAGGGACAGAGGCAUCCCCUACGAGCCAUACUGGCGGUACCUAUACCGCAUGAUAUGGGAGAUCAAUCGCCGACCCAUCGGAGAUGUGCAGCGUGAGCUCGUCAAGCGUUACGGUCCUAUGUAUGGCUCCUAUCAUGGGAGCAGACCGACGUUGGUGGUGACAGAUGUUGAGAUCGUCAAAGAGGUCUUCGUGAAGAAGUUCGAAAGUUUCUUCAGCCGAUCUUUCGAGUUCACCACCGGUGAGCCGCUGUGGGACAAUUCCAUCCUCCAAUUACCUAAAGAUGAAUGGAAAGCAGUUAGAACCAUCAUGGGCUACACUUUCACCACAUCGAAACUGCGAGGCAUGAUCUUGAAACUCGACGUGAUUUGUAAACGACUCCUGUCGAAACUCGACACGAUCAUCGACCAGGAAGGGACUCUGAGCAAGUACUUCAAUUCGUACGCCGUCGAUUCGAUUGCGGCAAUCGCGCUCGGGAUGGACGUCAACUCCAUAGACAAUCCCGAUUCAGAAUUCGUGAAGUGUUGCACGGGCAUCUUCAAACCCGGUGUAGCGUCGCUGCUUGCCCUCGUGGCUCCGCAGCUCCUCAGAUACGUUCCGUUCGUGCACUUCCCGCCGAAGAAGACCGUCGACUUCUUCACCAAGUUGAGCAAGCACGUAAUCGGAGAGAAAAAGAAAAAUCUCGACGAGGCUCUCAAGAACGGCACGGCUGACAUUCUCGAUCUCCACCUGCUCGCUCAACGCGAAGACCCGCAAACGAUUCUGACGGACGAGAUUCUGGCUUCUCAGGCUUUCAUUUUCAUUGUCGGUUUGGAUAACACCGUACUAACGUUGGAAUUGGCCACGUACUUCCUGACAGUUUUCCCCGAGGCCCAAGCGAGGGCUAUACGCGAAAUCAGAUCGGUGAUAGGGGACAAGUCGGACGUGGACUACGAAGACCUUCAGAAACUAAAAUUCGUCGACGCUUGCCUACGCGAAGCGCUGCGAAUCACUCCGAUGGGAGGGGUCAUCGACCGGGUUUGCAAUUCAGACACGGUUGUUGCAGGCCAGGAAAUUCACAAAGGAAUGUUGAUUGAGUUCAAUUUCCCGCAUAUGCACAACGACCCCAAGUAUUUCCCCGAGCCCGAGAAAUACAAGCCGGAAAGGUUCCUCAGAAACGAGGGAGACGGACCCCUGAGUGAGCUGGACGCUUUCAUGAUGUUCGGUCACGGACCGAAGAAUUGUGUCGGCAAACGAUUGGCUUUGAUGAAUAUGCAGAUUUUGCUGUCAAAUCUCUUGCUGAGAUUCAAACUAGAGAAAACCGAUAGGACACCGAAACUUCCGCUGAAAUUGAAGCCGGGUUUUCGGGGCAAUGACAUUACUGUCGAGCCCUUGAUGCUCAAGUUGGUACCAAGAGUCAAGGUGAACGACGCGUGAGGAUUAUAAUCCAACGAUUAUCCAUCCUUAUCCCUCGAGCCCCACGGUUCGUCGAUCAACCAACGGUGGCCAGGAUGUGCGGACAAAGCGUGAAAUACAACCGGUCCAGAGAUUUCAGAAGAGCUUACGAUGAGACGC
Messenger RNA from Galendromus occidentalis (western predatory mite), 1683 nucleotides. Its product is annotated as cytochrome P450 3A29-like. The record is from RefSeq and is a predicted model, not a curated record. Lineage: Eukaryota; Metazoa; Arthropoda; Arachnida; Mesostigmata; Phytoseiidae. The transcript has a single exon. Gene Ontology annotation, molecular function: heme binding; iron ion binding; oxidoreductase activity, acting on paired donors, with incorporation or reduction of molecular oxygen. Bases 61 to 1545 code for a protein of 494 amino acids.